AUGGCCGCCGCAUCCGACGCCGACGGUGUCGGAGGUAGCGACUCUUCAGGGAUUCGAGGUCACUCUCGCCAGGCUGCUUUCGCUUCUCCGUCUCCACAGGAAAGAAGAGCUGCAGACAGCAGUGUUAUGAGGCGCUUCUAUCGUUCACUACCUGCGGAGCAAAGCGACGCAUGCCUCUUUUCUCAGCAGACAGCAGUGCCGAGCGCAUCCCCAGCCCGAGGCCCCACCCAGGCGGACGCCUCGGGUGUACAUACAUCUCAGCAACCGCGAAGCUCGUAUGUUGCGUCGUGUGGAAACUGGAGCGACUUGGACUUUUCUUCGGUCGUCUGGACUCGCCCGCAGCUCGCGUCUCCUCGGAUGUCCACUCUCGGUGGGAAUGCGUCACAUCCGUCGUCUUCUUCUCCUUUUCCCUCUCCGCUUCGCGGUUUCUGCAGCUGUCUGAAGCGCAUUCGAAGACGCGUCUUCUUCUGCACCUUGAAGACCCACUCAGAGUGCGCCUGGCCGUCGCGACGCCUGAAUGUGUGGCUGUCCCGUCUCGGCGACCGCGUCGCCUUUUACAUCGUUGAACACCCUGACUUCUUCCUCAAGCGCGCCGGGGUUUGCGGAGUUCUUCUUUUUCUCCUCACUCUUGUGUCUGCAGGAAUCUCGUUCGGAGUGCCGUACCUCGACCCCAACGAGACGCUCCGCGUAGACCUGGAAAAAGCUGGUUGCGCGUCCGCGACAACACCAUCUUCGCUGUCGGUGUUCUUUGAGGGGAACACCACCGCGCUUCCAGGCCACGUUGGGCGACUCGGCGGUGUCGAUCGGUUGCUGUCGGAGACAGGUUCUCGUCAAGAUGCUGCUGACCAAUCCGCGCCUCACUCGGUCCUUCCCGAAGCACUCCACACACAAAACGCUCUUGUAACAGAGACUGCGUUACCCCUGUCAGACGCCUCAUCUAGUCUCUCAGGCUCUGGAACGACUCUCGCGCCUCUCUCCCCUGCCGCUUCCCUGCGUCCUUCUUCUGCUUCUUCUUCUCACGACUCUGGCGGUCAUGCGAACCUCCUUGCUGCAUUCUUUUCUCCGUCUUCGUCUCUUGGCGCGUUGCAGCUCUUUCCUCCAUGGGCGUCUUCAGACAAUACAGGAACAGCUGAACCGGAUGUUCGACUUGUCAACACAACCACCCCGCUUCCUUCCUCCGCUGUCACCUCCUCUCUUCCCUCUGUCUUUCCAGCUCAGGGUGUCUCUCCUGCCGCCUCUGGUGGCGUAGACAGGGAAGCCCAAGCUAGCGCUCUGAGCGUAGACGCCGCAGAGCCUGGCUGCUGCGGAGACAUAAGGACACCGGCUAGCUGCAGAGACACUGGCGGACCAGCUAGCGGAGACUCGUGGGGACGUCGUGUCUUGGAGUGGCUAGCAGAGGCGCUGCAGGUCCGGUAUGUCGCAGGCGCCUCUCUUUUUCUCCCGCAGACAGGGGAGGCUCGACAGAAAGGCGAGAAGAUGAAACAACUGUUUGGAGAGGACCGACGCUUGACGACUCUGCUUUAUGUGAAUGAAGAGGCAAUGCACAGACGCCGAGAGGAGAGAGCUGAGAUCGGGGGGAGACUCGAGAAAGCGAGAGACGAAGAGGAUGCUGGAACCCGCGAGGACGUGAGGCAGGGGACUUCUCUCCCGGUUUCCAGAAGGACGAGAAAGGUUGUUGUCGAGACAGGGAAAGCCACUGAUGUCGCUAGUCGCAGAGAGAGGAGACGUGAUAGUGAAUCUGCCUCAUGGUCUCUCGUCGGCGAGUCUCAGAAUGCGAUGAGUGGAUCGGGCCAGCGUGGCAGGGGCACAGAAGGAGCAGUGAACGCGUCUCUACCAGAGGUGGCCCCCGACGUGUCUUCUGUGGCUUAUCCGCUUUCUCCUCCGAACACGGAGACACCUGUCGACAUAUCUGACUCGCGGACACUAGCCGGAGCUGGGGAGGAGGCGGGGAGCAACGACGACACAGCAGCGAGAGCUACGCCCUCUUUCCCAACGCCACCGCGGAGGCAGCAGGCCCUCGCUGUACAUACACAAGAGGCAAGAAGGCGGCGUUUGUCGGGCGAACCUGUUGUCUUCUCUUUUGAGUCAGGAGAGGACGGAGAAGCAUUUUCAAGUGGGGCUGACCUUCGUGCUCCGCCUGCUAGCAAUUCUUCCCUGUCCUCGGGAAAGGAGCUCUUCAACCAACUCCACCAUUCUGCGUCUCCGUCAUUUCCUCCUUCUUCUUCCUCUGCUUCUUCUCCGUGUUCUCUUUCGUCUGCGUCUGUUUCUGAGUUGGCGCCUAGACCUGUGCCGACUGAGGGCCUUUUGUCUCGCGAGGUUUUGCGGGAGAUCUGGGCUUCCCAGAAAGCUUUUCAAGACGAGGUGAAGGCCCGAAACAAGACCUGGCGCGACCUCUGCGCCUCCACGCCGACUGCCACCACUGCCGCCGGCUCUCCGUGCGUCGCCGUCGGACUCUUUGGUAUUUACGAAGUCGCCGCCGGGGUGCCUCUGGACUCGGUCGAAGCGUUUGAAGAUGCAUUCGAUGGUGCCCAGACAGGGAACGUGACGUUGAUGCAUUAUGCGGCAGCGUAUGUCCCCUCGUCCUUCUACACACCGGUGAGCCUGGUCUACGAUUCUCCUCUGCUCAAGAGGAAUCGCAAGGAGGCAGUCAAGGACGGAAGACCCCCCGUGUCAAACGGAGACACCAGACGAGAAAACGAAGGAGAUACCUCGGAGAAAACGAGAACCCAAGAGGGGACCGAGACACCCCACACCGACAGAGGAGGUGACACGAAGGGCCUGGCUGUAGACAGACGGAUGGCGAGUGCGCAAGGAGACAGGAAGCGGACAGUAGAGGCACCGGCCAACGUUCAUGCGCGCCAGAGAGAUGGUGGAAGUCAUAGGAAAGUCAGGACUCCUUUCGACUUUCGUUUGGCAUCAGCCGAUGCGCUUUUGUUCGUCUACGAACUCGACAGCUCCCGAGGCGACGCCGCCGACUUUGACGCUUGGGAAUCUGCGGCAUCCAGCUGGGCCGUCAGUGUGCGGAAGACGCGGGAAGAACGCAGGCGAGAGAAACAAACUGUGGGUCUGUUCCAGAAAGCAAAGCAGCGCGAAGAGAGUGGAUCCGAAGCGGAGGCGGAUCCCACAGAUCUGCGAGAAGCCUCCCAGAGACGGACGGCGAGGAACGGGCGAAGCAGUGAUUCGAACGGAGACACUGGGCUUAUCUCACUUCUAUCUCAAUUCAUGCCGUCACUUGCGUCAUCCACUUCUUUUGCCUCUACUUCUUCGUUUGAGGGUGGGUCGUCUUCUUCCCGCUUUACCGCGGGUGAGUCUGGCGUUCCGUGGUCGGUGCACGCCUUCAAUUCUCAAGUGGCUUCUCGCGAGAGUGUCUUUACAGUGGCGCGGGAGACGCCUUUGUUGUUGUACACGUUUGGGCUCGUGUCUCUGUUUCUGCUUCUCGUGUUUGGUCUUCUGGGACGACUUUCGCUUCGGGUCUGUCUGUGGCUAACUCUCGGCGCGCAUGUGGUGACUCUGUUUUCCGUCGCGGGCGGCUUCUGUCUCGCCCACCUGCUCUGGCGCUUGCCUGUCACGCCGCUCGCGCCUCUCGUGCUGCACCUGCUGCUGGGCUUCGUCUCGCAGUUCUCUCUCUCGACGCUUCUGCAGCUGCGGCGCGCCCGCGAGCGGGAGACGAAGAAACGUGACGCAAGCGACCAACACUCGCUCGCCCAUCAGAAACUUCAGAGAUCUCAGAGGUUUCAGCGGCCUCUGCAGCGCCAGGUCUUUGAGUCUCGUGGCUUCUGCGUGUCUCCGAGACACCACGAAGAAGAGCUAGUGAGUGACUGGAUGCCUGACCAAGGGAAGUUCCACGGCACCGAAGAGUUUUUGGGAGAAUCUGCGAGGGAUGUUGUGCGGUUUGAAACAGCUGGAGACGAAUCGCCCCACCCCUGCGCUUCGCCCCUCUUUCCAACCUCGCGGAAUCCCGGGUGUACUUACGCCGGAGUCGAGGGACCCCGGGCGUCGCUGGUGGCGCGGAUGUCGCUGCCGCUGCAGCUUCCGUCAGCGGCGUUUCCGACCAGUUUUCCUGCGUUUGUUCGGAACGAGGCACGGCGUCGUUCGUGUCCUUCUGGCGCUCGCGAGGACGGGUGCGUCCAAGAGACUGGCAGGCUCGAACGGGGGUCAGGGACUUCGCACUUUCGAAUACAUGCACUGCAUGCGACCAGCAGAACGCCUUGGCAGCAGCUGGUGCUGCGCAGCGACAGCAGACUCCGCAUGUUGCGACGAGUCAUCGCGGCCUCGUUCUCUGGACUUCUCCUCACCUCUCUCACGUGCGUCGCCGCGCUCCUCCUCACUUCGACGAUCGACUUGCCUGCUGUCGCCUUCUUCUCGCAGGCAGCCGCCUCCGCCGUCGUCGCGCUGUUCUUCUUCCAUAUCUUCUUCUUCUGUCCCCUUCUCGUGCGACUCGAACAGCCCUCGCUAGCUGUGGGCACUCCCGAGUCUUUCUCAGGUGUACGGACACUCCCGCCGGCUGUGCCCAGACCGCUGGACGCUCGCGAGGGAAGUGGGGAGGGACGAGGCCGAGGCGUUGAAAAAGGCGAGGCUCGCGAGGGCGCCUGGGGGCGAGACGCGGAAGAUGGAGAAGAAGGGCGACGAGCCCGUGGAGACAGACAGGCGAUGCCGAGUGCAGCGACCGCAGCAGAGGCAGAGGAGAGAGAACAGUCAUGCUGUUUGUCGAUUGGGCGGUCGACACAGAUUACAGGUGAAAGUGCAGACACGGCGCAUUUCGUUGCUGGGACAGUGCGGCAUGCGAGGGGAGGUAGGAGUGAGUGUGGUUUGGACUCCCAUGCCGUUGGCGACAGCGACAAAAGUGUUGGAGACAGACAGGACACGCUGUUUCGUGAACCGUGCUGCAGCGACGGCCCAAGAGAAUCCAUCUGUCCCAUCGAUGCAGACCUGUCUCCUCUUGGACCCGAAGGAAUGCCCCCGCCCCAGCCUGAAGGUGUCUCUAUCGCUUUCAAGAGUCGCCCUCUGCAUGUCGACACCACCCUUGUGUUUUCUACGAGUUCCGCGUCUCGCCGAGAGGCGGCGUUCCACGCAAGCGGAUUUGAUUAUUUCCACGAAAAUCCAAAUUCGGUCUCCUCUCCGCGUCCGGCCUCCUACCGGCUUUGUGGAUGCGGUGGACGAGGCAGGGAGCUCGGGAAGCCCGGGGGACACCCGGAGACACCUUUGAGCUCCAGAGACGCCGCCUCCGACUGCGUCUCCGCCGGGGUCGCGCCUCCACCGGCCUUUGUGAGCGGGACGGUCGUGGCGCGGCCUUUCCCAGAAGGCGCGAGGACGUGGGACGAGAGCACCGGCAAGGGCAGAGACGAAGAGUAUCGCCGAGAAAGUCGGCCAGGGGAGGGCAGCGCUCGGGAGAUUGAGCGGGAAGCCAUGCUGCACGCGCGACAGGCACAGAUCGUUGUGGGCGCAGGAGGAGAAGAAGAAGUGUUGAGCGAAGACUCUGAUGAUUUUUUUGCGCUCGCAAGGGAUGAUGAGGAGGCGGACCUGGGCUGCUCGCAGCCACACUUUUUCACAGAUCCAGACGGACACGCGACCAGGGAAAGAAAAAUUCAAAACAGACGAGACAUGCUGUUUUCAGGAAGUGGGCGUGUUUCUCACGAGGCCUCUCCGGCUCACAUGAUAGAAGAAGAAAACACACAAGAAUCACGUGGUUUUCAGAGAACGUGCUUAACUCCUAGAGGCUCUAAUGGCGGCAAAGAGGAGGAAAGAAGCGAGUACCGAACUCCGCGAAGCGACGGCACCACGAGUGGAGAGCUCCUGGUGUAUGUACACUCGAGGAGAGAAGAUGAAGGGAGAUAUCGGGAGGGUGAGAGAACCGGACGCUCCAGAGCGAGAGACGUCGGCAGACCAGAAGACCUGUUUGCAGACUCGAUACACGAACCAAGAGAAGAGACAAGUUCGUGUAACGCGGAACAUCGAAAUGUGCCCGGGGGUCGUUAUCUAGAAGCCAGCGCCACGCCAGAGGGGGAUCAAGCGGAGGAACCGCGGCGAAAGAAACCAAGACGGAAAGCGAACAAAGGAUUUCGCGUGUGGGACUUCUUCACAAGAAGAAGAAAUCGUCGCGUCGUGUUGGCCGCGUUCUUCUUAUUGACGGUGACAAGCGGUCUGCUGUCUAGGCAGCUGGGCACGUCCUUUGACCUCCUGACCUACCUGAGUCGUGACUCACCCCUUCUGUCCUUCUUCAAUGCCGUCGUGUUCUUCUGGCCAUCGGGACUCCCUUCGAAGCUUUACCUUUACCUGCCCGGCGAAGACGAGGUGCAAUACCACGACGUCAGACAGCGACGGAAAAUCAUCAGUUUCUUGGAAGAGCUCGAGACUCUACACGAAGUGCAGGGUCCGAUUCUUUCGUGGAUUACCGACUUGGAGGCGCACGUGAAUGGGACGAGUUCUGCAACUGCGCCUGGCCAUGUGCCUCCGAUGAUCACUCCCGAGUGUCCAUACAUCCCGCCAGAUUCCACACAGCCUGAGCCGUUUCCUUUUGAUGCUGCGAGAUUCACUUCACGCGUCCGCGAGUGGACGAAAGAUGGAGACGAUACUCUCUGCACCAUCAGUUCGCUUCGUCAGAACGAUACAAGCAAGACAGCCGGCGAGAAGGCGCCGUGGCUCCAGAACGUCAUCCCGCCGCGGUACGAUUCGGCCUAUAUUCGAUUUUCACAGAAUGACAGCCGCAUCGAGGCGAGUCGAGUCCUGCUCAUGGGACUUUACCGACCAGACGAUCCUCGCGCAAAUGUCGAGACGAAAAGAAAGUUGGAGACUUUGACGAAAGAGAAACUCGGAAUCGAGGGCGCCUUUGUGCACGCCGAUUGGUUUGAAGAAGCCGAACGCGAUGAGCGAAUCUACAGUAUGGUAGUCAAGCAGGUACUUAUCGUCACAUGCGGUCUCGGCGUCUUCAUUGCCUUUCUUCUGUCUCCCAUUGGAGGCCUGCUGGUUGCUGGGCUCCUGUUGACGAUAUCCCUUAUCGUGGCAAGCUGCCUGGUCGUCUUCGGCGCCUCGAUCGAUGUUAUUUCUCUGCUCGCUCUUUUCAUGUGCGUCACCUUCACGGUCGAGUACGGCACCCACAUUAUCUACCUUUUUCUGCACACUGGUGACAAGCACCAUCGCGUCGACUCGCGGGUCUCGUCGCUUGCCUGGGACGGGGAACACUGGCGAAGACAAUCGAGGUUACCAUCCUCCAAAAACACGACCGCUAGCCGCCGAGCUGCGAUCCGUGUCUGGAAGUGUGCGCGCAAGGGCCUUCCCAGCAUCGCAUUGUCAGCCACCGCCAGCUUCCUUGGAGUGUUUCUCUUAACAUUCGCCCACAGCUUUGCGUUCCGAGCCUUCUGUCUGCUGACCGGCCUCGUUCUUUUCUUAUCGGCAACGAUUGCAGCUGUCGUUGCUCCUGUGUUGCUCUAUUACCUCGAGCCUUUCUUGCCGUCCGUCUCGCGACAAGGAUGACAAGCAAGCGUUGGGGCUGUCCACUAAGGCAUACAGUGUCUGUGCUAAACGCUCAAAGAUUACUGGACGUGUCAGCUGAACAUCUAUUUGUUGAGACAUAUAUG
Molecule: messenger RNA, 7574 nt
Organism: Toxoplasma gondii ME49
Lineage: Eukaryota; Apicomplexa; Conoidasida; Eucoccidiorida; Sarcocystidae
Exons: 10
Coding region: 1-7470 (2489 amino acids)
Cellular component (GO): membrane
Source: RefSeq, a predicted model, not a curated record